AUGAGUAGCCACUUCUUCCUGAAGCACGAGGCGAAUUACUCGAACCAUCCGAACCUGGUCCAGUAUUUUGUCCCUUUGACCGAUGCCGAAUUUCGAGAGCACUUGGAGCGGCACCGGGGAGAAAUCGCCAUCAUGCUGAGGUCUUCGGAGUUCAAUCAGGACAAGACAACCUUGAUUGUGACUAACAGCCCACUUCCUCUGCUCAUUUCCGGCCAACAGCUUUCGACGCCUUCGCGGUAUUUCUCGAAAGAAUUGUUAGGAAGGGAGCCACUUUGCUUACCCCCGCUGAGGACGUCACAGAAACAGCUGAUAGGUCCGGACGUCUGGAAACUGAGGAAGCCUCCACAAUUCAGAUUUGCCACCAACAACGAUUUCAACGGUGAAGCGAGUUUUUCGAAAAGUUACGCAGAGAGGCGCCUUCAGAGAAUGUACCCCCACUUGCGUACUUCCUCGAGACUAGGUCAACAGAAAAGAGAACCCCUGCCCAGUAUUCAAGGGUGGGCCCCCCAAAUGACCCAUUGGGAGCCUCUAACCAUUGCAUGCCUGACCGAAACGAAGCGCACUCUUACGGCACCAGGGGAUGAUGGCUUCAGGUACGGGAAGGCCCCACUCUGGGUCAUAAACGACUCCGUUGUGCCCAAAAACACCCAAUAA
Messenger RNA from Elgaria multicarinata webbii, 654 nucleotides. RefSeq names its product testis specific 13 (gene TSGA13). Lineage: Eukaryota; Metazoa; Chordata; Lepidosauria; Squamata; Anguidae. Bases 1 to 654 code for a protein of 217 amino acids. The transcript is spliced from 5 exons. The record is from RefSeq and is a predicted model, not a curated record.